Dendroctonus ponderosae (mountain pine beetle) is the source of this 2487-nucleotide messenger RNA. Its product is annotated as phosphatase and actin regulator 4-B. Gene Ontology annotation, molecular function: structural constituent of chitin-based larval cuticle. NCBI's taxonomy places the organism in Eukaryota, Metazoa, Arthropoda, Insecta, Coleoptera, Curculionidae. Bases 155 to 1084 code for a protein of 309 amino acids. The record is from RefSeq and is a predicted model, not a curated record. The transcript is spliced from 7 exons. Gene Ontology annotation, cellular component: chitin-based extracellular matrix.
UGGCGAAUAUAUAACACUCAAUCUCUUACGGCUGAUCCCAUUUUGCGUGUUCUUGGCGCGAUGUUAUUUUUCUAAAAGUGAAAGUGAUCGAUUUGAGGUUUCGGUUGAUUUCGGUUUUUUCCUUUAUUUGGUCAUUUUCACUUCAAUCAGCGAAAUGAGUCGGUGGCACGCUACAGUAGUGGUUUUAGUGAUAUGUUUAAGUUAUACCACAUCUCAAGUACCGCCAAGACUGCAGAUUCCUGGAGCCAUCCCUGUAGGCCGCCCAGCCCCAUUUAGAACGCAAAGUGCGCCCCCCAGCGUCAGGCUGCGUCGGCCCAAUGCCAUCCCUUCAGCAGCUAGAGAAGUGAGGCCAGUGGUGGAAGAAAUAGAGGAGCCCAACUAUCCCCAACCCAGCCCCACAUCGGCUUUCGAUGACGAAGUGAACAAAUUGGGGCUGUCGCUUCAGUCGGGGGCUCGAGACGACGAUGAAGCGUACCGCAACAGGGGCGGACAGAGUGACCGAGCCACUCCUUUGCCAUUCAGGCCAGAAAGGCCGGUUCCAAUCGCUCGCGAGCAGAUCAGGGACAAGCCCUUGAUAUCGCGGCCUUCAGCCCCUCCUCCAAGGCCAGUGCUUCGGCAGGAAUUUAGGGACGAGCCUCAGCCAAUCAGACAGCAGGCCCCAGUCAGACAACAGAUCAGCAGACCUGCUCCAGCUCCUCAAACGUUCAGGGCUGCGCCCAAAAUCGCCGCCCGCCAGCCGGCUUACGACGACGAAGAGGAUUUGAGGGAAAGAAAGCGGAAGCCAGUGAGCCAAAUUCUGAGCAAAUACCGCAAUGAUAACGAAGACGGAAGCAUCACAUGGGGAUUCGAAAAUGAUGAUGGCACUUUCAAGGAGGAGACUUUGGGGGCUGAUUGCAUCAUCAGGGGCAAAUACGGCUAUGUGGACCCUGAUGGUGUUAAGAGGGAGUUCUCCUACGAAACCGGCAAUAAGUGCGACGAGCCGGAGCUGGACGAGGAAGAUCUGCUGCCUCAGAAGCCCAAUAUUCCCCAGUCGAAGAACCGACCUUUACCCUACAGGCCGGCUCAACCUCAAUACGUAAAUUAAUUAUUUAUGUGACUUUAUCAAUUUGCUUUUGUACAUAAUCCUGGUUUGCCAUUACUUUUUCCGUUCACAUGAAACCAUUUUUGAUUGUAAGUUCUAUCUCAUAGCAUCUCUAUUAAUAAAGUUGUCCAAAAAGGAUCUAAGGCGUUGUGAAAUGUUGAUUAGCUCCACGUGCUGCAAAAGUAAAGAACAUUUUCUCGUCUAAAGACACAAUUCAUGGAAAAGCGCUUAGCUAUAAAUAAAAAACCCAAAAUCACGCCAGCGGGAAGGCAAUAAAUUCCUAGUCCUCAUCUCAUUAUUCCAUGAAUCACCCACGUUUUAUGACUUGAUCUCGCGCUCUUCAGAGAAGAACCUGAACAACAUUUACUCAGCGGAAAGAUUUCAUCUAAAAUUUGCUGCGCAAACAAAGAUUAAUUCCCAUAUAAUGAGCAAUGGGGCACCUAUGUGGCUAUAAUUGAAUUUUUCCAAAUGUAUUUGCAAUAAAUAUCACAGCUGGAAUUGUCCCUCAAGUCACCAGUUUGCCAAGCUUAAACAACAAUAUUUUCGAGCUGAAAUCUCUAAGCAAACAUCCAAGAUUCCACAUCAAACAAGAUUUGUCCCCAAUUAACCAGGGGGCCGAUGCAUCAUCGCAUUGUAAACAUUUAUUGCUUUACAACUAUCGCCAUCCAAAGUUUCAUAUAUAACCGACUGGGACCCGCCUUGCAGCCAUUCACACGCAACAUCUAACCAGAAGCUUCCAAAAUGAAAUCCACAACUUUCCUAGUGAUUCUAGCGCUGUUGUUCACUCUAAACCACGGUGCCCCUGCCACAUCUUCAACCGAUGCAGACCUGGAGGAGUCAACAACUGAUAUUGGAAGCGAGCCAACCAUCGCUGCAUCUUCCAGAGAAUCCACCACACUUGGGGCGGAUUCCACAACAGAAACAACCACGUCCCAAAGUGAAACUGCUGCUCCAUCCAUUCCUGGUGGAAACUCCCCAUCUAAACACCCGGUAAAACCAGGAAGCCCUCAGCCAACCAAACCAGGCUCAAAUGGAGGAAACUCUGGCAAACCAUCUCUAUCCCAGCCCAGCCCGGAGGGCUCUGGCGCGAACUCUCUAGAGCAAUCUGAAGAGCAAAGCGAAGAAGCGAGGAACAGCAGGGAAACUGAGGAACAGAGCAAUGAAAGUGAUGAGGACUCCAGCAGAGGGCAGGAGAAAAAGAGCGAGGGAUCCCGAAGGACUGAGAUUAUCAACAAGUUGAAAAGUAAGCUGCUUUAAUACUGACCCGGGUAGUACGUAAGACAAAUUUUUGUGCAUACAGAACAUGAAUGUUCUCAGUGUUUAGUGUUAUAAAAUGUAUACCUAAACUGAAUGUGAAGAGCAGCAAAUAAAAAAGUGUCUAGUAAGGCCUGGGCCUGUUUCCAAAA